Molecule: messenger RNA, 1119 nt
Organism: Xenopus laevis (African clawed frog)
Lineage: Eukaryota; Metazoa; Chordata; Amphibia; Anura; Pipidae
Gene: znhit6.S
Product: zinc finger, HIT-type containing 6 S homeolog
Exons: 10
Coding region: 73-948 (291 amino acids)
Biological process (GO): box C/D snoRNP assembly; maturation of LSU-rRNA from tricistronic rRNA transcript (SSU-rRNA, 5.8S rRNA, LSU-rRNA); snoRNA localization
Cellular component (GO): nucleus; pre-snoRNP complex
Molecular function (GO): zinc ion binding
Source: RefSeq, a predicted model, not a curated record
CUACGGGAGCUGUAGCUGACCAAGCCGGAAAUAAUUCUCACGUGUGGAAGCGGAGACGCGUGUGUGUCUGCAAUGGAUUCGACGAAGGUUUUUAACAUAGUUGGUGGCGAAGAUGUUCAGGAGCCUGUAUCCCUUAAAAGAAAAAUGUCUUUAUUCAGUUGUGAGAUUUGUGGUGGUGAAGAAGCCAAAUACAAAUGUCCCCGAUGCAUGAAAUAUUCCUGCAGUCUACCGUGUGUGAAGAAGCACAAAACCGAGGUCAACUGCAGUGGCAUGCGGGACAAGGCAGCUUUUGUGCCAAUGAGCAAAUUUGAUGAAAUAAAUCUAUUGAGUGAUUAUCGUUUCUUGGAAGAUUCUUCAAGAUUGGUUGAUUGUGGAGCUAGAGAUCGUUUGUUCCCCCGGCACACAAGUAGUAAAUAUUUAAACCUUUUGAAAAACAGAGCUCGAAGACAAAAUAUUGACCUCAAAAUCCUGCCUGUUGGUUUCACAAAGAGAAGAAUAAAUUCAACCUUCUUCCACAAAAAAGAGCAACGAUUUUACUGGCACGUGAAGCUCAUAUUUCCUCAAAGUCAUGCCGAGUACAUCGAGAAAAGGGUACCCGAUAAUAGAAUACUCCACAAAAUACUGGAGACCUACGUCGAUCCUGAAAAGUCAGACCCAGUAAUUCGCCAAAGAUUGAAAGCAUAUGUCACGUCUCAGUCUGGCAUUAAAGUCUAUAUGAAGAUGGAGCAGGGAAAGUGUAAUCCAGCCAGGUUCUAUGAGUUGGAUCCAAGUGAAAGUCUCCUAAAGAACUUAGAAAAUAAAACAGUAAUAGAGUAUCCUACGCUGUAUGUUGUGUUGAUGGAAUUUACCAGUGAUGAUGUUCUGUUUGUCAAAGAGCCAGUGCAGGCUUUGCAUCCAAAUCAAGACCAAGAAGAAAAGGCAGCCUCAUGUAAAUCCCACAAAAGAUAAAUACAUAUUUAUUUGAUAAAUAAUUUGUUUAUAGCUGUUUUUCUCUACUUUUAUUUUCUCUAUUGUUUUACACAUGUGUUAAUAAGUGUAUUCUGUACAUUUUGUGGAAUAAAUGUACACUGGUUUUCUAACAUCUUUCCUUCUAGGAAUAUAAUAAAUAUAACACUUAAA